Cinara cedri is the source of this 2550-nucleotide messenger RNA. The record is from the annotation of a GenBank genome assembly. Lineage: Eukaryota; Metazoa; Arthropoda; Insecta; Hemiptera; Aphididae.
CAUGGAUCCGAAGUGUCUGUACGGACUGGACAGCUCUGAUUCGGGUUUCGAAAUGAGUUUCGACUCUGAAAACGAAGCGGCGUUCUCGUUGGACGACUGCACGAUGGGUUCCGAGGGUUUCGCGUCGUCCGCGCAAAGUGUGGCCGACGACGAUUUGCAGGUCAAACCGAAAAAACGACGUCAACGGAGAACGAGAGAACGGAGUCCGACGCAGGUAACAAGAAUAUAAUAAUUAUGAUUACUAGGAUAAAUUUAACAAAUAUUGUGACUAAGAGAAAUUCAUUAGGAGAAAAAAAACAACUUUAACGAUUGUUAUAUAUUUUAUUUUUUUGUAUUUUUUAUAGAUAAUAAAAAUCAAAAAACACCGUCGGAUGAAGGCCAACGACAGAGAACGGAAUCGGAUGCACAUGUUGAAUGAGGCCCUAGACAGACUCCGGUGCGUUUUGCCCACGUAUCCGGACGAUGCGAAAUUGACGAAAAUCGAAACGCUCCGUUUCGCGCACAACUACAUUUGGGCCCUGUCUCACACACUUCAAGUCGUCGAAUCUACGGAAAAAUCACCGUUACAGGAACAAGAUCAACCGCUGAUGCUCACCAUGGGUGACGUCACGGUCAGCAUCGGCCAAAACGGUAACAAGGUAAGAAUAAAAAGUCGAUUUUAGCGCUUAAAUUUUUUCUAUUUUUCGAGGUUAAAAUUUAAAUGUUUUAUGAAUCUGAUAAUCGAAAAUAUGUACGAAUAUACAUAUAUCUCUUUUCGUUUAACCUCGUACGAGGUUAAAAGAUUAUUCGUACAUUGAAGGUCGGGCUUUUUUAUACAAUAUAAAUCAGAAUAUUACUACAUUUUUUUUUCCUUUUAUGGUUUCGUUAGAAUAAUAGGCAUUUAUAGUAGCGAUUGUAUUUUAUAAUAAAACGAACAUGCGUUUUUAACGGAUUUUUUUUAAACGUUCUCUCUACCUACUAUUAAUAUUAUAAUAAUAGGUAUGUUUCAAAUGGAUUUAUACGGGUACAAAUAUAUUUUUUUCGAUUUAUUUAUUUCAGUUACCUUUAUGUAACUAUAUGUCUUUAAAUGUUUUUGAAUGAAAUAGAUUUUUAUAAUUUCUAUGAAAAAAAAAUAAGUCUAUUUAUUUAUAUUAUUAUAUUACUAUAUUAUUACCUACAACCUGAACUAUUAUUGUUCAUAGCGGUCACGUAGUAAUUUAUCGUAAUCGAGAAUACUACGAUUUUCCAAAUUCUUCUGUAACUAAUUUCACGGCUAUUCUAAAUAAACAAUUUCGACCAAUAAUUAUAAUAAUAACCUAUGCAUAAUACUUCCAGAUCACCUCGUCGACGGGAACGUGCGCGCUGGCCCAACAAAAGAAACCGUGCGACGAACCGCUGGCGACUUCAACGCCCGUGAAAAAGUCGCCAUCGGCCGCGAACCGAGACUCCACGACGGUGACGAGUCUCAACUGCAGCCUCAACGACUCGGGUUACUUCGAACCACAAUCCGCGACGACGGACCAGAGCCGACACGUUACCGGUCACCUCGACGAUUAUUCCGGUUAUCACAGCCACGGUUACCGGCCGGAUGGGUAUCUUCCGAGACUGGAAACCAGUGACGCUUCGCAGCAGCAUUAUCACCUACAGCAAAUGCACCAUUACCAGCAACAGUCGACCGACAAGACGUGGUCUGAGACGACGACGUCGACGGCGGCGGCUGUGUCAUACUGCGACCAAUACCAAACGACUUGGUCGCAACAGACCGCGUGGCACAAUCACGGACCGCUGACGACGUACCAAUCGGCUGUGGACCAGAGGUGCCAAGAACCCAUGAUGUUCUACUCUUGAGACGACUACGAAACUUUUGGUAAACGGAAAAGUCCACUUUUACCAAAAGUAUACCUCUACGAGACGAUACUGUUAGGUACUAAUUUUGUUUAUUCUCCCGUUUCCGGUGCUCUUUUAUAAUUAAUUUGUACCUUUGAUAAUACGUAAUGUAACGGAUAUAGUUUGUAUUGGUUAUCAAGCGUUUCUGAAUCUUCUCACUCCCACGUCAAUAAAGUAUAGUCAGUUCUCACUAUACGCAAUGAGAAACAUUCAUAGUUAAUUUAUUGUUGAGUAAAAGAUAUGAACUCGAUUUUGCUAACAAUGGGGGUUUCGAAUAUCAGUUGUUUAAUAUAUUAUCAGUGAAUAAAAUUCCCUUUUAUAAUUUCGAAAUGAAUGGGUUAAUCCCGUCCCUUACCUACACCUAUAAUAUCCCAUUCAUAAUUAUGUAUUAUCUAUGAUUUGUAUAUAAUGUCCUACGCGAAAAUUGGACAGUGAUAUUUGUUACUGGGAGAAAGUUGGUAUUGACAUCUUAUUGUUCUCCACAUUUCUAUGAUUCCAAUACAGUAAUAUGUCUCUGGCAAGCGCCACGAUAACUUCGUACUUAGGGUAAAUACUAAUAAAAUUGUACGCAUUAUUCGAAAUUUUUUAUGUAAAUUGUAUACACAUAAUAUUAUAUUAUAUUAUAUGUGAUUUUUUUUUUUUUUAUAUGUAUCGCGUGUAUUAUCUGCACUCAUUGCCGACAGC